Molecule: messenger RNA, 1713 nt
Organism: Lachancea sp. 'fantastica'
Lineage: Eukaryota; Fungi; Ascomycota; Saccharomycetes; Saccharomycetales; Saccharomycetaceae
Source: the annotation of a GenBank genome assembly
AUGUCAUCCUUUUACCAUCAACAAUACGUCAACUCGCCCAUUUAUGGAUAUAAUCCCAGUUCUGCUCACGGAUUAACUCCUGACGGGAUGGCAUAUCAAUCGCUACCUAUCAACUCACACACAUCAUACCAAAAUGAACAGCGUUCUGUGUGGCCCAAUCAAGCGUACCACAGCAACAGUAAUAUGAGCUUCAUGGACCAGAAGCCAAUGAGAAGUGUACGUCAAUCAGGCUCAAUUGAACCGCCAUCGUUUGGUGUCUCUCCAAACGAACUGGAAACCAAUUCCAGUCAUAUUUCUACAGAAGGUUCAACGUUUUCCAGUGGACCAAGAGCUUCACAGUACAUCACAGUGGGUACUGCUGCUGCUGCUGCCGCGGCCAAUGCACCCCUCUCGCAUAACUCUCUGCAGCCAAGCAAUCCCAGAGAUUUCACAACGGCACCUAGCAGAACCGUUUAUUUGGGUAAUAUUCCACCUACAAUUGAAGCAAGACAAUUACUAGAUCAUGUUCGCAGUGGUGUUGUGGAAAAUGUUAGAAUAUUGCGAGAGAAAAUGUGUGCAUUCGUCUCGUUUUUGGACGAAAGCUCUGCUUUGUUAUUCCAUUCCGAUGCUAUCCUUAAGCGAUUGAAGAUAGAUGGUAGAGACAUCAAAAUUGGAUGGGGUAAACCUACACCUAUCGAUCCGCUUGUCACUAGCGCGGUUGCCAACGAUAGUGCCACCCGAAACGUUUAUAUCGGUCGAUUGGAGACAGACCCACAGCAGGUGUCUGAAUUCGAUGCGUCCUCUAACGAACCCCUUGUCUCUGAGGACAAACUGAGAGAAGAUUUGGGAUGUUUUGGCGAAAUCGAAUCCGUUAAGAUAAUUGCCGACAAGGGAAUAGCAUUUGUUCAUUUUACUUCCAUUUACUGUGCCAUGAAAGCUGUUUCUAGCUUGGCGUCGGUGAACCCCUUUUAUGCCAAUAAAAAGAUAUUUUAUGGCAAGGAUAGAUGUGCUUUCAUCACUAAAACUCAACAGCAUAAUGCAGCCCAAUUCUUAGGGUUGCAACCGGGCAUGGAACAUUUGGUUCAAUACACUGAUAGAGAAUUCAUUUCAAACACACUUUUGCAACAAUCUGCAGCUGCAGCUGCAAUUGCCACAGCGGCUGGUGGGGCCAACAAUUUGGGGAAUCGUACUGUUUAUCUGGGAAAUUUACCCAAGGACGUGAGGAUUGAGGAAAUCUGUAAUGCGGUGAGAGGGGGCCUUUUGCAAAAUAUCAAGCUUCUCUCGGAUCGUCAUGUGUGUUUUGUCACUUUCAUUGAUCCAACAGCAGCGGCUCAGUUGUAUGCUAUGACUUCUCUCCACGGGCUAACGAUUCACAACAAACGGUGUAAGAUUGGCUGGGGUAAACACUCCGGUGCGUUGUCCAAUGCUUUGGCACUUGCUGUUAGUCAGGGCGCUUCAAGAAACAUUUACAUUGGUAACAUUGAUUUUGAGAAAGAUAGCAAGAGCGAACAGCCCGUUUUCGUUGAAGUUAAUUUACGCAACAUUUUCAUGGAGUUUGGGGAUGUGGAACAGAUCAAUUUCUUGCCUGAACGCAACUGCUGUUUUGUCAAUUUUACCAACAUCAGCAAUGCAAUUCUUGCCAUCGACAAAAUCAAAGCUAAUCCCAAUUUCGAAGGCCUGAAGAUAAACUUCGGUAAGGAUAGAUGUGGUAAUGUUCCACGCCAAUAUCAUUGA